AUGAAGGCACAAAGGAGGGCAACGACGAAAGCACGAGGGAGGUGGGAAACGGCAGGUACGAAGGACGACGACGACGAAGGUACGAAGGAGGUUGAGAAGGCACGAGGGAGGUGGGAAACGGCAGGAACGAAGGAGGUUGACGACGACGACAAAGGCGGAACAAUGGGGGCACGAUGGAGGCAGGGAACGGCAGGGACGAUGAGCACAGUGAUGAGGAGAGCUAGGAAGCGUGAGAAGGGCCCCUUGCUCUCCUCAUCACUGUGCUCAUCGUCCCUGCCGUUCCCUGCCUCCAUCGUGCCCCCAUUGUUCCGCCUUUGUCGUCGUCGUCAACCUCCUUCGUUCCUGCCGUUUCCCACCUCCCUCGUGCCUUCUCAACCUCCUUCGUACCUUCGUCGUCGUCGUCCUUCGUACCUGCCGUUUCCCACCUCCCUCGUGCUUUCGUCGUUGCCCUCCUUUGUGCCUUCAUCGUUGUCGUCCUUCGUACCUGCCAUUUCCCAACUCCCUCGUGCUUUCGUCGUUGCCCUCCUUUGUGCCUUCGUCGUUGCCCUCCUUCGUAUCUGCUGUUUCCCGCCUCCCUCGUGCUUUCGUUGUCGCCCUCCUUUGUGCCUUUGUCGUUGCCCUCCUUCGUACCUGCCGUUUCCCGCCUCCCUCGUACUUUCGUCGUCGCCCUCCUUUGUAGCUUUGUUGUUCUCCUUUGUCCCUUUGUAG
Molecule: messenger RNA, 708 nt
Organism: Suillus fuscotomentosus
Lineage: Eukaryota; Fungi; Basidiomycota; Agaricomycetes; Boletales; Suillaceae
Exons: 2
Coding region: 1-708 (235 amino acids)
Source: RefSeq, a predicted model, not a curated record